Lentinula edodes (shiitake mushroom) is the source of this 3332-nucleotide messenger RNA. Its product is annotated as DNase I-like protein. The transcript has 19 exons. The record is from RefSeq and is a predicted model, not a curated record. Gene Ontology annotation, cellular component: membrane; cytoplasm. Gene Ontology annotation, molecular function: phosphatidylinositol-3,5-bisphosphate 5-phosphatase activity; phosphatidylinositol-4,5-bisphosphate 5-phosphatase activity. The coding region runs from base 1 to 2985 and encodes 994 amino acids. Gene Ontology annotation, biological process: phosphatidylinositol dephosphorylation. Lineage: Eukaryota; Fungi; Basidiomycota; Agaricomycetes; Agaricales; Omphalotaceae.
AUGUACUUGUAUUUGGGUAGCCACCCGAGGACUCUAAUUCUCAUUACCAGCCCUUCUGAAGAACGGGAUGGAAAGCCUAGAAAAGCUCUCGUAUUUCGUGCCGGUGUUAACAGCACACAAGCUGUUGUUGAAUUCUUACCAAAAGAUGAAGUCGAUUUGUUGAAUGUUGUCAGACUGACCCAGAGGGGAGUGAAGGGCUGUCUUGGGAUGAUUUCUGUAGAGAAUGAAUUAUUCCUCGCGGUUGUCACAAGCGCGGCCGAGGUAGGAAACACUCGGCCCUCGGAAACAGCUCCAGAGGCUGUUGCUCGAAUACACGAAGUCGCAUUCUACAGUCUUACGUCGUCACUUUGGGAUGAUAUUGACGCGGUGUCAAAUGUUGACUCCCCAGAUCGAGACUACAACAAUCCUCAAGCUUACGAACAUCCAUGCGCUCCUCUGAGCAAAAUUAUAUCUUCGGGAACAUUUUACUAUGCUCUUGACUCUUCUUGGGAUCUUUCAUCAAGGCUGACACGGCGCCUGGCGCGAGAUCCCAAAAUUUCCAAUGAUAUCGGGACCUUUGAUGAAAGAUUCGUGUGGAAUGAAUACAUCGCGCGCAGUCUGCUUGAUUUCAGGGAACGCCUAGACCCUCUUGAACGUGACGAUUUCGAUCGGUGCCAGUUCAUCAUAUUGACAAUCCAAGGUUAUGUGGGCGUUUUCUCAAUGGCGCUUCCUGCACCUCCGACCAAUGGAUCUCCUACCAUCGCCACCCUUUCAUUGAUUUCCCGCCUUGGAUGGAAACGUGCAGGAACAAGGUUCAAUACGCGAGGUGUAGACGACGACGGAAAUUGCGCCAAUUUUGUUGAAACAGAAACAUUAUUUGGUACUGACCAGCAUUGUACAAGCUACGUGCAGGCCCGUGGCAGCGUACCCGUAUUCUGGGAACAACAAGGACUCCAGACGUUCGGACAACGCAUACAGAUUACCCGACCUCAUGCCUCUCAGCCUGCCUUUGAGCGACAUUUUGUUCACUUGACAGAAGAGUAUGGUCCUACCCAUGCUAUAAAUUUACUCGGCACCAAAGAAAACGAAGCCAUCUUAAGCAGUGCGUACGAUCGGCAUCUCCGCAUUGCUCAUGCAGGACUAGGGGAUGAAUUGAGUAUCACUCAUUUCGACUUCCAUUCUCAAGUCAGGAUUGGGGGACAUGACAGCGUCAUGCGAGAACUCAGACGCAUGGAGGCUAUCACUGACCAUGUAGAUUCAUUUGGGUUUACGAUGUGCGACACGACUUCCCAUGAUCUCAUUACAAACCAGCGGGGCAUAUUUAGGACUAACUGUUUAGACUGCCUCGACCGGACCAAUUUUGUGCAAGACAUAUUAUCUCGAACUACCCUAGAACAAUAUCUCUUACUCGUCCGUCGAGAAUGGAUACAUUCAAAUACUCUUUGGCUACAUCAUAGGGAACUGUGGGCAGAAAAUGGGGACGCUUUAUCCAAGAUAUACGCAGGAACAGGUGCUUUGAACACCAGUUAUACACGAAGUGUAUUCUCAGAUGCUACCAAAAGCGUUUCCCGGGCAUACAUCAACAAUUUUCAAGACAAGGCGAAGCAGACUGCGAUUGAUAUGUUUUUAGGCAAUAUGAAUUCUCAAAGACAAGUCACUAUCUUCGACCCUAUCCAUGACUCCGUUCGAGCUGCGCUGGACAAACGACUGCCCGAAUAUUCACACAAUAAGCGAUGCGUCAUUUUCGUAGGCACCUGGAAUCUGAACGGUCGGGCGCCAUCGGAAUCUCUGAUACCUUGGUUAUUCCCGCGAGAUUGUGAUCCGGAUAUGUUUGUGCUCGGAUUUCAGGAGAUCGUUCCCCUUACAGCUCAACAAAUAGUCCAAGCAGACCCAGAGAAGCGACGGAUAUGGGAGGGGAAAAUCCUUGAAACCCUGGACCGACGUCAUCAAAAGAAGUCGGACUAUGUGUUGCUUCGCAGUGAACAGUUGGUCGGCACUGCUCUUAUGGUUUUUGUAAAAUCUGAGCUCACUGCAGUCAUUCGUAAUGUCGAAGCCACAACGCGGAAGACUGGCCUCAGAGGAAUGUCCGGAAAUAAAGGUGCUGCGGGCAUUCGUCUGCAAUAUCACGACACAACUUUCUGUUUCAUAACUGCACAUCUGGCUGCUGGUCAUGCAAACGUCGAAGAAAGAAACAUGGACUAUCGUACGAUAGAAACCGGACUGCACUUCCUCAAGGGAAAGACAAUCUCUAGCCAUGAAAAUGUGAUAUGGCUUGCAGACACGAACUAUCGAAUCGAUCUUGAGAAUGAGGCUGUGAGGUCUUUGGCCGAAUCCAAUUCAUUCGACACUUUAUUCGCUGCUGAUCAGCUCAAGCAAGCUAUGGACGCCGGUAUCGCGUUCUCGGGAUACGAAGAAGGCCCUUUGCUCUUUAGACCGAGCUACCGGUACGACCUAGGCACAGACAACUAUGAUUCAAGCGAAAAAAUGAGAAUACCUGCUUGGACGGAUCGUAUAUUGUACCGUGGACAUCAACUUGAUCUUUCUGCGUACUCGAGAGCCGAGCUCAAAGGCUCGGAUCAUAAACCCGUCUUCGCUGUCUUCCGACCCAGCAUUCGCAUCAUCGACCCAGUCAAACGAGCUGCGCUGUCUCGCCUACUAUUAGAUAGUGUUCUCCAUACUGAACCGGGGGAAAAGCUGGAUGAUAAACUUGCAUCGAUGGUGCUACCAGAGGACUUCCAUUCGAAUGAACUGCCACCUCCAAGUAGUGAUGAACAGACAUGGUGGGACACGCCAGAUUUGCCGGAUGGUGUUCUACCUAUCCUCUCCUUCAACUCUCAUUUAUAUCGCCACUCAAAAAACCCCUUCGACGAGGACGGUUCUGUUGAUUCUCCUUUAUCUUCUUCGCCUUCUUCUUCGGAUGAAGAGCUUUACUCUGCGGCAAUAAUGACCCCAGACCGUCCUACCCCUGUGACUCGCAAGCACCCUUCUCCACCACCCAUUUUUUAGAUUGGUUAUAUACAGUACCGUUGGCCGAUUUCGUUCUUCCUAAGGACAUGGUCAUAUAACAUCAGACCCACAAACCUUGCAGUCAUGGGUGUGAGCCCCUAAGUUCUGUCUAUAAUAAUGGUCGAAAACGUGCAUUUCUUCGAGCAAGAAAGAUACAAUGUGGGAGGACAAUGAUACAGAAAUAUGCAUCAGAUAAUUCCCUGCUUUUUGAGAUCUUCGUAAGUCUUCCUGUUAUAGACGUUACCUUCAUCAUCUUCCAAUUCCUCCAUAGUUUCCUGUUCGAACACUUCAUGCUUCCCUUCCUGUUUAAGUUUUUCAGCAACUAGUAAAAUUAAUGAGUAAGUGAA